UCCGCCGGAAGGCCUGCGAUGGAGGUCCCGCCCCGGCUCGCCCAUGUGCCGCCGCCAUUGUUCCCCGCCGCUCCCGCUCCCUUGGCCUCCCGUAGUCUUUCCCAUUGGCGGCCGCGGGCGCCGCGGCAGCUCGCCCCUCUCCUCCCUUCGCUGGCCGCUGGCUCCGCCCGGCAGGGGGCGCGCCGGGCCCCGCGCCACGUCACCGCGCAGCAGCCCUCCCGAUUGGCGGGCGGGGCGGCUAUAAAGGGAGGGCGCAGGCGGCGCCCGGACCUCUUCCGCCGCCAUUUUAAAUCUAGCUCCAUACAACGCUCCGCUGCCGCCAGCACCCCCGCGACCCGGACCGCGCGCCCGCUCGCCCCUGCCGACGGCUCCGCCACCAUGGAGGACAUGAACGAGUAUAGCAAUAUAGAGGAGUUCGCCGAGGGGUCCAAGAUCAACGCGAGCAAGAACCAGCAGGAUGACGGUAAAAUGUUUAUUGGAGGCUUGAGCUGGGAUACAAGCAAGAAAGAUCUGACAGAGUAUUUGUCUCGAUUUGGGGAAGUUGUAGACUGCACAAUUAAAACAGACCCAGUCACUGGAAGAUCAAGAGGAUUUGGAUUUGUGCUUUUCAAAGAUGCUGCUAGCGUUGAUAAGGUUUUGGAACUAAAAGAACACAAACUGGAUGGCAAAUUGAUAGACCCCAAAAGGGCCAAAGCUUUAAAAGGGAAAGAACCCCCUAAAAAGGUGUUUGUGGGUGGAUUGAGCCCAGAUACUUCUGAAGAACAAAUUAAAGAAUAUUUUGGAGCUUUUGGAGAGAUUGAAAACAUUGAACUUCCCAUGGAUACAAAAACAAAUGAAAGGAGAGGAUUUUGUUUCAUCACAUACACAGAUGAAGAGCCAGUCAAGAAAUUGUUAGAAAGCAGAUACCAUCAAAUUGGUUCUGGGAAGUGUGAAAUCAAAGUUGCACAACCCAAAGAGGUGUAUCGGCAGCAACAGCAACAACAAAAAGGAGGAAGAGGCGCUGCAGCUGGUGGACGAGGUGGUACUAGGGGUCGUGGCCGAGGUCAGGGCCAAAACUGGAACCAAGGAUUUAAUAACUAUUAUGAUCAAGGAUAUGGAAAUUACAAUAGUGCCUAUGGUGGUGAUCAAAACUAUAGUGGCUAUGGCGGAUAUGAUUAUACUGGGUAUAACUAUGGGAACUAUGGAUAUGGCCAGGGAUAUGCAGACUACAGUGGUCAACAGAGCACUUAUGGCAAGGCAUCUCGAGGAGGUGGCAACCACCAAAACAAUUACCAGCCAUACUAAAGAGGAAGACAUUGGAGAAAACAGGUGUGUAUAAGAGUGCAAGAAACCAGUAGAAAUGUCUAAUUUAAUUUAAAGAUCAAUAGACAAAUAAAAAAUAAGUAAAAACAAAAUAUUAUGUAGCCUGUUUUUACUAAAUUGUUAAUUUUAAUUGCUUUAUCAGCCUCUUUUGCCUAAAGUGUCUAUAGAUCUUUAACUUUAAAGUCUUAUCUCACCUUUUUUAGUAUUACAGAAAAACUUAAGAGUUUUUCUGUUUGCUUUGUGUACCAGGAGGUCUAGAGGAAUAAUUAAACUUUUUUAGAACUAUUAACAGGUAAAGUACUGAAAUGGGUACAACUUAAGGAAAACAAGAAUGUUGUCUUCUAACUCUGACAUUAUACCUUGUUUGUACCCGCCAGCGGGAACUUCAUUGCAGGCCGUGUGUCACCCUGACCACGUCUAUCUCUGGGGGUCGCACGUUGCGGGCAGAGCGCAAGGCAUACACCAGAAAACGCUGUCCUGUGGUAUGGUCUCUUCCAACUUCAUGUACCAGCGUAAAGAUUAAAGUGGAAAACUUCAGACUUUGGCUUCUUUUUUAAUCUUUUUGGAGAUUAAGUGUCUAAACUUAACUUAAAUGGUUUUUUACAGGAGUUAAAAGUACAUAAAUGCCUUUUUACAGCUUAAUCAUUUUGGUCUUCUGUUUAGUGUUGUAUUUCAAUUGUGGAGCCUCAUUUUAAGUGUUCAUUCUUUAAGAUUUAAUGCUUGCUUUUUCUUUUUAUAGCUAAUAGUGAAAUCUACAAACCAAAACAAGAACUUUAAAAUCUGGGAUAUAAGUUAAAGAUCAUAUGCACAAAGAGAUUUGUUUUCUUAAGAUAAAUAAGUCUAUUAGAAAUUUAUGUUUGUGAUAGCAUUUUACUUGGCUUACUAGAAAUACUUCUAGUAGGCCUUAUCUAUGUGUCCAACCUGUGAAUAUGGGAAGGUUGCAUUCCCAGAUUCUCCGAAGAGAUUUGGAUUUGAUACUAUUUGUAAACUCCAGAGUGAGUUUAUCCAUUACCCAAACUGCGUUUUGCAAACAAAUACGCAUGUGAUCUUUAAUUAUUGAAGAAAAGAAUAAAGUGAGGACUUAAAACAAUUCAUGAAAGUGGACCUUUGAAGGCUUGUCAGAGUUGCACAGAUCUAAUUGUUAUUUUGUUUUUGUUUUUAGGAGAUGCUUAAGAAAUCUUCCAGGACAACACUGAAGAUUGGUCUUCUGUUGCUCUAAUGAUUAUUUUGUAAAAGACUUUAUAGUGUACAAGACACAACUGUGUCCAACUGUAUAUAGCCGCCAGUUAGUUUUCCUUGUUUUUACUUUGUCCUUUGCUGUGUGUUAUGACUCUGUGGAUUUAUGUUUAUACAAAUUUUAUUUGUAUGAUUUCUCAUGUUAAACCCCAAAUAAAUGCUUCCUUAUGUGAUUGUUUUUCUGCGUGAGGUACUGCAUAGCUCUGUAAAGAUGUAAUUUUAAAUAAGCAAUAAUUAAGGUACAGGUUAUUUUGUAGGGAGUUUGGGUCUAUAGGGAAAAAACUGAUCCUUUAGCCAGCUGCAGGAUUGAGUACCCUGUGCCCCAUUUUUGUAUGUAUAUUCUAUGCUGUAAGGCGCAUUUCCCUUAGCUGAGGCUUCUGCUACAUCUUUGAAUAAUGUUCUUACCUCCAGAUACUUUAUCCCAAAACAUGAGUCAUGGUAUUGUGAUUAGGAGAAGCUUUCUACUAGCCCAUAUGUUUUCUAUACUGUGUUUAAGAAAGAUACUUUUGGGACUGGAAGUGUAGCUCAGUGGUAGAACACCUGGUUAACAUGCACAAGGCCCGGGGUUCUAUCCCCAGUACUUGCCAAAAAGUGGGGGUUUGUUGAUAGUCCUUUUGUUUUGUUCCUCUUCAUGGCAAGUGUGUGAUUGACUAGUUGUUUUGACCUUGGAGUUACUUGGUGGUCCGUUGGACUACACCUUGGGUAAUAUAACACCAUGGCUUUUGUCCUCUUGAUUAAAGGAGACAAGUGCACAACCAGCACUCAAACUGGUAAGGUUUAUGGUUUAAGGGUAUUCAGUACUUAAAACGGACUUUUCUCAGAAGUGUGAGAUUUUCAAAGUUUGGUUGAAAGAUGAAGAUUUGAGGUAGUGGCAGAAUACUUGUAUUUUUAUUGAUGUGUCAUAGCCAACACAAUAAAAUGUUUUCUACUUGGACAUUCUUAGGAAGAUGUUCUAGAGUUGUGUAGUGUGAGGUUAGAGAAACGCUAGUCCACCUUGUAAGUGCAGUUAGUGCAUGAGCUGAGUAGGCAUUUUCAUGUUUAGACUUGGGAAGGGACAGUGAAGGUGGUAGCGCUUACCUGUGAGGUUUGUUAAUGUGACUAAGUUGCCACUUAAGCGUACCUUUCUGAUGUGUUGAAAGUUUUAUAUCUAGAUUUUGAAAGAUUUUCUGAGGUAAAUAGAAAUUUUGAUAGAUUUAGGGAAGUUUGUUUCCAUGCUGCUAGGGGGCUAGCAUACAUGUUCACUUAUAGUAGUUGACUUCAUACUUAACCAGAAGUAAGUUUUUAGUACCAGUACCUCUCCUACCCCCCAGUUUGAUGAUAUUUGUAUUAGUGGGGCUAUCAGGUUCGAUGCAUUGGCUUGUUCUGGUAUAGCCAAGUACUAGUGCUGGCUGUUUUCAACAGACUUUAUUUUUCUAACAUGGAAUCCUAGGGCCUGAAAGGGCGAUGUUUCAGGUGGUUUUGUCAGUAGGUGUGGUGUCUAGAGUAGUGAAUCCUAUAUGUUCAAAUCAAUGGUUAGGUGACAAGUUGACAUUGAGAUUGUCCUUUCCCCUGAUCAAAAUGAAUAAAAACUUUUUAAACAAAA
Chinchilla lanigera (long-tailed chinchilla) is the source of this 4120-nucleotide messenger RNA. RefSeq names its product heterogeneous nuclear ribonucleoprotein D-like (gene Hnrnpdl). Gene Ontology annotation, biological process: regulation of gene expression. Gene Ontology annotation, cellular component: nucleoplasm. Bases 19 to 1284 code for a protein of 421 amino acids. The record is from RefSeq and is a predicted model, not a curated record. Lineage: Eukaryota; Metazoa; Chordata; Mammalia; Rodentia; Chinchillidae. Gene Ontology annotation, molecular function: poly(A) binding; poly(G) binding. The transcript has 7 exons.